GAAUACAUUUCGAUAAUUCUGUAGCACCUUGAUUUACAUAUGUUCUUUCGCUAAGACGAAGAAGUAAAUAAUAGUAUGGAAAAUUAAGUGCAUGUAAAUUGCUCCUUCUUCUUCCGAUUAUGGACAACAACAACAAACCAAACAAUAGACACAACCGUGGUCGUGGCCAACAGAACACAAAUUCCAAUCAACGAUUUCGUGUGGUACGCAAGGUGCCUCCGCGUGCGUCCAACGACAACGAAAACCGCAAUAACAUUUACAUUACUAGCAAAACAGACAUAAAGGCCCAGCAAAAGCGAUGUGAGGAUAUUCUCAAUUCUGGAGCUAAGGAAAUCUAUAUACAUUGCAUGGGAUACUCCAUAAUUCGUGGUCUUAAUUUAGCUCUGCAAAUUGUUGAAAAUUCCGAGGGAGCACUUAGCUACGUGAUACAUACAUCCACCAUACGUCUGGUGGAUGAAUUGCAUCCAUUGUGUGAUGAUGAGGACAUAAGUUUUCGCCAGCGUAACAAUUCCGCCUUGCACAUUAAAAUUUACAAUAGCAGCUUGUUCGAUAUUGUGGUUCCUAAACUGCCGGCUCAACCUGCUCUGCCAGCCGGGACCGACGACAAGGAAGUGCCACCAUCCCAGCCGAGAAAGAAGACAAAGAAGCAUAAACCACACCAACAUAAUCAACAACAACAACAGCAGCAGCAGCAGUCACAGAAAUAAACCAUGUUCAAGCUAUCCGAAUUGGUUCGCUGGCUAGGCCUUACCGAAUUUGAAAUCUUAA
Messenger RNA from Drosophila willistoni, 768 nucleotides. It is a transcript of the gene Rpp20, whose product is annotated as ribonuclease P protein subunit p20. Gene Ontology annotation, molecular function: nucleic acid binding. The record is from RefSeq and is a predicted model, not a curated record. Gene Ontology annotation, biological process: tRNA 5'-leader removal. Lineage: Eukaryota; Metazoa; Arthropoda; Insecta; Diptera; Drosophilidae. Bases 120 to 707 code for a protein of 195 amino acids. Gene Ontology annotation, cellular component: ribonuclease MRP complex; nucleolar ribonuclease P complex; nucleus. The transcript is spliced from 2 exons.